AUGAAUAAGUUCACCUUCCUCGCCCUUGCCCUCCUUGCCAUCAUCGCAUCUACCGUCUCUGCCGACAAGCCCAAGGCUCUUCGCCGUCUUCAAACUGCCGCCCCUGUGGCAGUUCCAAUCGCUGUGGUAGCACCGGUUGCCGUCCCUGUCGCCGCUUCGUCCUCCAAGGGUAGCAGCAGCAAGAGCAGCAAGAGACAGCUUGUUCACUACAACACUCCCUACGAAUCCUAA
Messenger RNA from Cylindrotheca closterium, 231 nucleotides. The record is from the annotation of a GenBank genome assembly. Lineage: Eukaryota; Bacillariophyta; Bacillariophyceae; Bacillariales; Bacillariaceae.